CGGCAGCGGCAGCAUGGAGCGAGCACGGGGAAUCUUCGGGGGACCCAAGGUGGAGCUUCACGUCCACCUGGAUGGAGCCAUCAGACCAGAGACCAUCCUGUACUUUGGCAAGAAAAGAGGAAUCCCUCUCCCUGGGAACACUGUUGAGGAGCUCCUGAAGUAUGUGAGCUAUGACACACCACUGUCACUCCCCCAGUUUCUAGAGAAAUUUAAUUACUACAUGCCUGCCAUUGCGGGUGACCGUGAGGCAGUGAGGAGAAUUGCCUACGAGUUUGUGGAGACCAAAGCCAAGGAAGGAGUUGCCUAUGUGGAGGUUCGGUACAGCCCUCACUUCCUGGCCAACUCUGGUGUGGAUCCCAUCCCCUGGGGACAAGCUGAGGGGGACCUCACUCCAGAUGAAGUGGUUCAGCUCGUUAAUCAGGGACUGAAGGAUGGAGAGAGGGAUUUCCACAUCAAAGCCAGGUCUAUUCUAUGCUGCAUGCGCCAUAUGCCAAGCUGGUCUCCAGAGGUGGUGGAGCUCUGCAAGAAGUACCAGAAUGACUCUGUGGUGGGUGUUGACCUGGCUGGAGAUGAGACCCUGAAGGUGGAAGAUUAUGCUGAGCAUAAGAAGGCUUAUGAGGAAGCUGAGAGGUGUGGGAUCCAUCGCACCGUCCAUGCUGGGGAGGCUGGCCCGGCUGCCAUGGUCAAGGAGGCAGUUUAUGUCCUGAAGACCGAGCGUGUUGGCCAUGGGUACCAUGUCCUGGAGGACCCUGAGCUCUACAAGCAGCUGCUGAAAACAAAGAUGCAUUUUGAGGUCUGUCCUUGGUCCAGUUAUCUCACUGGGGCAUGUCCUCCGGACUUCACCAAACACCCUGUAAUACAAUUUAAGAAGGAUCGUGCCAACUAUUCUCUAAACACAGAUGACCCCCUGAUCUUCAACUCCACCCUUGACAAGGACUAUGGCAUUGUGAAGAAACACAUGGGAUUCACUGAAGAGGAGUUCAAGAGAGUUAACAUCAAUGCAGCCCAGUCCAGCUUCUUACCCGAGAAGGAAAAGCAGGAGCUGCUCAGCAAGCUUCAUGAAGCCUAUGGGAUGGUGCCCAAUGCAUCCUGA
Messenger RNA from Melozone crissalis (California towhee), 1093 nucleotides. Its product is annotated as adenosine deaminase-like. The record is from RefSeq and is a predicted model, not a curated record. NCBI's taxonomy places the organism in Eukaryota, Metazoa, Chordata, Aves, Passeriformes, Passerellidae. Bases 14 to 1093 code for a protein of 359 amino acids. Gene Ontology annotation, cellular component: cytosol; external side of plasma membrane. The transcript has 11 exons. Gene Ontology annotation, biological process: adenosine catabolic process; purine ribonucleoside monophosphate biosynthetic process; hypoxanthine salvage. Gene Ontology annotation, molecular function: adenosine deaminase activity.